This is a messenger RNA of Galeopterus variegatus (Sunda flying lemur), 2190 nucleotides long. It is a transcript of the gene B4GALNT4, whose product is annotated as beta-1,4-N-acetyl-galactosaminyl transferase 4. Gene Ontology annotation, molecular function: acetylgalactosaminyltransferase activity. The transcript is spliced from 17 exons. The record is from RefSeq and is a predicted model, not a curated record. Gene Ontology annotation, cellular component: Golgi cisterna membrane. Lineage: Eukaryota; Metazoa; Chordata; Mammalia; Dermoptera; Cynocephalidae. Bases 22 to 1905 code for a protein of 627 amino acids.
UGCCUGGCUCCUCCAUGUAGUAUGGGGGUGCCUGAUCCCCAAGUGACCCCAGCAGCAGGGGCUGUGGCCUUCGAAAGAUCCUGGGCCCCAGACACACCUCGUAUGCUGCCUGCAGACAGCGAGAAGCUGACCGGUGCGACAGACAGCCAGGGCAUUCGUGCUGCACCGUCCACGCAGAGGGUGGAAGACUCCAGCGAGAGUCGUGAGGAGGAACAGGUGCCCGAAGGUCGGGACCCAAACAUGCUGUUUCCUGGAGGGGCUGGGAGGCCACCCCCCCUGAACCUCACCCAUCAGACGCCCCCAUGGCGGGAGGAGUACAAGGGACAGGUGAACCUGCACGUGUUUGAAGACUGGUGUGGGGGCGCCGUGGGCCACCUGAGGAAGAACCUGCACUUCCCGCUGUUCCCUCACACUCGCACCACUGUGAAGAAGCUGGCCGUGUCCCCCAAGUGGAAGAACUAUGGACUCCGGAUUUUUGGCUUCAUCCACCCAGCGAGAGAUGGAGAUGUCCAGUUCUCUGUGGCUUCAGACGACAACUCUGAGCUCUGGCUCAGCCUGGAUGAGAGUCCAGCGGCCGCCCAGCUUGUGGCCUUUGUGGGCAAGACUGGCUCCGAAUGGACAGCGCCUGGAGAAUUCACCAAGUUCAGCUCCCAGGUGUCCAAGCCCAGGCGGCUCAUGGCCUCCCGGAGGUACUACUUUGAACUGCUGCACAAGCAAGAUGAUCGAGGCUCGGACCAUGUAGAAGUGGGCUGGCGAGCUUUCCUGCCCGGCCUGAAGUUUGAGGUCAUUGGCUCUGCUCACAUCUCCCUGUACACAGAUGAGUCGGCCUUGAAGAUGGACCACGUAGCCCACGUCCCCCAGUCUCCAGCCAGCCAUGUGGGGGGGAGUCUGCUGCUGCAGGAGCCCACUGCAGACAUGCUGCAGCCGGACCCCAGGGAUACCUUCUUCCUCACUCCUCGGAUGGAGCCUUCAAGCCUGGAGAAUGUGCUGGAACCCUGUGCCUAUGCCCCCACCUAUGUCGUCAAGGACUUUCCCAUCGCCAGAUACCAGGGACUGCAAUUUCGCACCUUCAGCGUGGGCGCCGUGGACUUCGAGCUGCUGCGCUCCGACUGGAACGACCUGCGCUGCAACGUGUCGGGCAACCUGCAGCUGCCCGAGGCCGAGGCCGUGGACGUGGUGGCUCAGUACAUGGAGCGGCUAAACGCGCGGCAUGGAAUCCGGUCCUAUCUCCACCCCAUGCAGGGGAGCCGGCUCAGCGCGGCCGUCCCCGCAGUGAAGAACCAGGCGCGCUGGGUGGCGCAGUUCCUGGCCGACAUGUCCGCGUUGCACGCGCGCACCGGGGACGCGCGCUUCAACGUCGUGCUGGUGGAUUUCGAGAGCGAGGACAUGGACGUGGAGCAGGCCCUGCGCACAGCGCGGCUGCCCCGGUACCAGUACCUGAGGCGAACCGGCAACUUCGAGCGCUCUGCUGGGCUGCAGGCUGGAGUGGACGCGGUGGAGGACGCCAGCAGCAUCGUUUUCCUCUGCGACCUGCACAUCCACUUCCCGCCCAGCAUCCUGGACAGCGUCCGCAAGCACUGCGUGGAGGGCAAGCUGGCCUUCGCGCCCGUGGUCAUGCGCCUGGGCUGCGGGAGCUCGCCGGGGGACCCCCAUGGCUACUGGGAGGUGAAUGGCUUCGGCCUCUUUGGGAUCUACAAGUCGGACUUUGACCGUGUUGGAGGCAUGAACACUGAGGAGUUCCGAGACCAGUGGGGCGGUGAAGACUGGGAGCUCCUGGACAGGGUCCUGCAGGCAGGGCUGGAGGUGGAGCGGCUCCGGGUGCGGAACUUCUACCACCACUACCACUCCAAGCGGGGCAUGUGGGGCACUCGCAGCCGGAAGGGCUCCCGCAAGGAGGCAUCUUGAAGACGGGCAGCCCCGCAGCUCCUGCUGGAGUCCUCUGGUACCUGGGGACUCGGUGGUGCUGGCCAGAGGGGCCACUGCCACCCACCGCCCGUGCCUGCCCCCUCUCUCCCACCGAGGUCCCAGAGAGGCAGCCUUCACUGUUCGGGGCCACCCUCGGUCCCACAUACUGUGCGAUGAUUUCUGUGAAAUUUUGCUGUAGCGAUGACAUUGUUUUCAGGAUUUCCAAGAGUUCUGUCUGUUCCGUUUUUUAUUCAGAAUGAAAUGAAAUAUUUUUUUUAGUUCUGA